AGAGCGGCCCUUGCCUCUCACCCUCACUCAACGUUCUGCCACCCGCCACCGUCUACCCUCACUCCCAAACUAGCCCAUACCCGCACGUCUCAGCUCUACCAUGCUUUCGCUUCUUGACCUAUCUACGCAAAUUCGCACCCUCAUCUGUCGCGAGGACGUACUGCACAGAAGAGACCUCGCCCGCCUCUCGCGCUCCUGCAAGGCAUGGCAUGAGGCCGCAAACCCCGUUCUGUGGUCAUAUAUAAGGUUGACGAACCUCCUGCGCCUCUUACCCGAGGGCGCCUUCAGUCGUGCACGCACGUCCUCAUCGGUCGCUCUGGACGCCUUGUCCGCAGAACACUGGGCGCCUCUCCUCAAGCUAUCUCCGCUCGUGAAACGCCUCCGCUUCAACAAGCUCUCGGACGAUUCCGUCAGAUCCCUCAUCGCUGACAGUCCUCCACCCACUACACUGUUUCCUAACCUCAUCACUCUCGAAUUCCGCGAUGCCCCUCCCAAAUAUGUAUAUGUCAACGAGCGCUCGGCGCGCGAAUUCUAUCGUGAGCGCUGCAUGUUUCUCGAAGCCAUCAUCCCGCCCCACGUCUCUAUUUCUACGCUCGACCUCGAGAACGUGUUCUUGGACGUCUUCGUUUAUCGAUCCAUCCCACUGAACGGGAACUCUCUUACUCGGCUUCGUGUCGAUGAAACCGUGGGAAGCACUUUCUACGAUGCAUACGGACCAAUUGGGCUGCGCGCCUUCAUCAGAGCCCUGUCGGACAUGCGUCACCUACUGGAAGUUGUACUGAGGCUCCCAUUCGACCGCGACCCAAUGCUUCUCGAAGCGCUGUCGCGUCUUCCGGCGCUGGAGUCACUCGACCUACGUCUUGGUUGCGCGGUGGUGAGAAGAGGACAUUGGACUAGGCAUGCUCCUGCUUACUCGGAGGGCGCCUUUCCCGCACUUCGUCGCCUGUAUCUGAACAACGGCCUGUCGUUCGUCGACGCCAUCGACAUCAUACAGUGCGCGCCCGUCACUCGCCGCCGGCCGCUGCAAACUCUCAAGGUCGUCUGCGCCGACGCCGAUCCGUCUUCGGCGCUCACCACGCUCACAGAAGUCAUGCGAAAGCACUGCUCGUACGAACAUCUCGAAGAAUUCACCGUCGACGAUUUCUUCGUCUCGUUCGAUUGGCCCUUGCUAUCCCAGCACAUCGCUCCCCUCACGGCUUUCUCUCGCCUCACAAAGCUGUACAUCUGCCCCCUGGGAGGCACGGAGCUGACGGACGACGACUGUCUGCAGAUGGCUCGGGCGUGGCCCAAUCUCCGCGAGCUCGAUAUCUUCAUGAACUGCGAGAUCUGCCCGAAGGAAGGCAUCGCGUGCACCCUGGCGUCUCUGGCGGCAUUUGCGGAGCACUGCCCGCAGAUACGCCACAUCAACAUGAACUUCACUGCGACCAACAUCCCAUACCGGACUACCCUCGUCGACGCCGGGGACAGGCGCGCCGACCCCGUCGAGAUUCCUCUGCAGGCGUGUGUGAACAUCACCAACGGGCGUGAUGUGGCUGAGUUCUUGGUCGACGUCUUCGACGGUAUGGCUCGGGUCAAUCUGGCCUACCCCGAGGAUUUCGAGGACCCUCGGAGUGAGGGCGCGACGGAGGAAUUCAGGCGAAGGGACGAUGAAUGGGAAGAAGUCCGGUCUCUGACCCUAGGAUGCCGCGAAGAGCCCAGUCUCCCGUAGGCGGCCAGCUUAAGCUCGGGUGGGAAUGUGAAGGGGAUUCGACGAUACCGGCUGCAAAGCAAAUCAUCAAGCUCGUAUCGUCUGGACAGGUGGAAGACGACAUCGGAUUACCCUUUGACGAGCUUUGCAGUACUUCGUUUAGGUGUAGUUACGGACUCGGACCAGAAUGUAUCUUCGAAAUUAUCGAUAUGCUCACUACGCCUGAAGUCGCGCGGCGGGUGUC
Molecule: messenger RNA, 1931 nt
Organism: Schizophyllum commune H4-8
Lineage: Eukaryota; Fungi; Basidiomycota; Agaricomycetes; Agaricales; Schizophyllaceae
Exons: 3
Coding region: 101-1708 (535 amino acids)
Source: RefSeq, a predicted model, not a curated record